AUGAUCGAAAAAUUGAACUCACCGUGCUCCAUUCCUCCUCACUCUCGCCGUAUCGACCCGACCCGGGCGCCCACAAUUAUUUUCAAACCAGAUGGCUCUGCCAACGACAACGACCGCGUAGAAAUCGGACCUACUCCGUUGGCGUUCGCAGAGUGGCAGCAUCUUGGCUUGCAGCCGCCCCACCUACCUACUAUGCGCGCGUUUCGUCUGAAGCGCAUAUGUGAUCAGUUGAACGACCGCGGCCUAGGUGGUAUCCUACUAUUUGAUCCCCUCAACAUUCGUUACGCCACCGACUCCACCAAUAUGCAAGUGUGGACCACACACAAUCCUGCCCGCGCCUGCUUUGUUGCAGCUAGCGGUUAUAUGGUCCUCUGGGAUUUCCAUGGCUGUGAGCAUCUUACUGCACAUCUACCACUAAUCAAAGAACUGCGAAGUGGCGCAUCGUUCUUCUACUUUGAAACAGCCGACCGUACCAGUGAACAUGCCACGCGCUUCUGCUUGCAAGUUGACAAAUUACUUCAAAAGCAUGCCGGUAAUAACCGUCGGCUAGCUGUGGACCGUAUUGAAGUCGCAGGCCUACGUGCCUUGGAAGCGCUGGGAGUGGAAGUUUGUGACGGGCAGACUGUCACUGAGCAUGCUCGGAAGAUUAAGGGUCCAGAUGAGAUCAGGGCUAUACGUUGCGCAGUCGCAUCUUGUGAAGCCGCGAUUGGCGAGAUGCGCCAGGCUAUGCGCGCCGGCGCCACAGAAAACGAUGUCUGGGCUGCUCUACACGCUGGCAACAUCCGCCGUGGUGGCGAAUGGAUUGAAACACGCAUACUUAGCUCCGGACCGCGCACCAACCCUUGGUAUCAGGAGUGCGGGCCGCGAGUAAUUCACGACGGAGACCUGGUAUCAUUCGAUACCGACCUCAUCGGUGUAUACGGGAUGUGCGUGGACAUGUCGCGCAGCUGGAUCUGCGGCGACCUCGAACCUACGGCAGAACAGAAACGUCUGUAUCGCAUAGCCCAUGAACAUAUAACCACCAACAUCGAGAUGGUCAAGCCCGGGGUACGCUUUACGGAGCUGACACGCAACGGUCACCGCCUGCCUGAAAGCUGUCGUCCUCAGCGCUAUGCUGUGAUGUUCCAUGGUGUAGGCUUGUGCGACGAGUACCCGAGCAUUCGCUACCCGGAAGACUUGGAAUCUUUUGGCUACGAAGGAGAGCUGCAACCGGGCAUGGUUUUAUCCGUCGAGGCCUAUGUCGGAGAAGUCGGCGGCAAGUGUGGUAUCAAGCUGGAGAACCAACUCCUCGUGACAGGGACCGGCUAUGAACUGUUAACUCACUAUCCAUUCGAAGCGAGCUUCCUGCGCGACUGA
Messenger RNA from Penicillium manginii, 1356 nucleotides. RefSeq names its product M24 family metallopeptidase. The record is from RefSeq and is a predicted model, not a curated record. The transcript has a single exon. Lineage: Eukaryota; Fungi; Ascomycota; Eurotiomycetes; Eurotiales; Aspergillaceae. The coding region runs from base 1 to 1356 and encodes 451 amino acids.